Dendroctonus ponderosae (mountain pine beetle) is the source of this 2387-nucleotide messenger RNA. Its product is annotated as chromosome-associated kinesin KIF4. The record is from RefSeq and is a predicted model, not a curated record. Lineage: Eukaryota; Metazoa; Arthropoda; Insecta; Coleoptera; Curculionidae. Gene Ontology annotation, biological process: mitotic spindle organization; microtubule-based movement. The coding region runs from base 135 to 2303 and encodes 722 amino acids. The transcript has 11 exons. Gene Ontology annotation, molecular function: ATP binding; microtubule motor activity; microtubule binding.
AGAGAAGAAGAUUUGAACUAUUUUAAUUUUAUCCGUUAAAACUGGUCUGUGGUUAAAGCACACAUAUGUAGACAAGUAAAUUUAAAACUCCCUUGACUUUAUUUAUCUUUUAUCCAUGUUUAACCAUUUUCUACAUGCCAAUGGACUCGCAGAAGGAACAUAUACAGGUAUCGGUGAGAAGCAGGCCCCUGUUGAGCGAAACAUCUUCGCUGCAACUCAUCAGUAAAGAUCCCCCCGUUCUGCUGUUACCAGAGCGGUCACAGACCUACCAAUUCGACAAUGUUUUUCUGGAAGACGCCGAUCAGCAAAAGGUAUACAAUGAUGCUGUCAGGCCUUUGGUGAAUUUAGUAAAAUUGGGGUACAAUUGCACUGUGUUUGCGUAUGGGCAGACUGGAACUGGAAAAACCUAUACAAUGGGGUCGGGAUCCCAAUUUCAAACAGGAAUAAUCCCCCGGGCAUUGGAUCAACUACUCAAUGAAGAAUAUUUGAACAACUGUAAAAAUGAAAUCGACGUGCGAAUUUCUUUUUUGGAAAUUUAUAAUGAGAAGGUCUUUGAUUUGUUGAAAAGUGAUUGCAAAUCUCCCCUGCCAGUUUCAGGUUUUACGGUGCCCGGUCUUAGUACGAAGAAUGUUAAAACCGCCCCUCAAGCUAGCGAAUGGCUGCAAUUGGGCAAUAAAAACAGGCACACGGGGGAGACUAGGCAAAACUCCAAUAGCUCUAGAUCUCAUGCCGUAUUUACUAUUUACAUCUCUACAAAAACCAGCUCCGAAGAUGUUUUCGGUAAACUGAACCUAGUAGAUCUGGCAGGUUCCGAAAGCGUUAAAAAGACCGGCAGUAAGGGCGGUACCUUCCAAGAAGGAAUCAACAUCAACAAAGGCCUUCUUUGCAUCGGCCAGGUUAUUUCUGCGUUGUCCGCCAGGUCCUCCUAUAUCCCAUAUAGAGAAUCAACGAUUACCAGCAUCCUCAAAGAAUCUUUAAAUAUUGAUAAUUACAUCUCGCUAAUAGCGUGCGUUAGUGCUGACCCAGAAGAUAUUACCGAAACCCUGCAAACUCUGGAUUUUGCCCAAAGAACUAAAAGAAUUCGUUGCAAUCCUGAAGUAGUUGCUAAAUUUAAGAAGGAUAAUCCUGAGCGUCUUAUCCAGGGCAGGACUCCUAUGAGUCUUAUCCAGGGCAGGACUCCUAUGAAGAGAUGGAAAACGCCGCUGAAGACCCCUAUAAGUAGAAGCCUCGGAAUGACGUUGCUUCCUCUGAUUAAUGAACGAGAUAGUGAGAUUAGCCAUGCUGAGGUAUCGCUUUCAAUCGAUUUAUCUGCUAAGAAGACCGCGAUUACAGAUGUACAGCAAAUGUUAAGUCCGAUGGUAAAGAAGCAUAUGGUUAGGACCGAAGCGCUAAUUUUGGAACGUAUAGCGAAUUUAGAGUCAGUUAUACAGAAUACACUUAGGCGGCCAACAAGGCGUUCUUCAAGACUAAUGUCUGCUGAGAGCUUGAAAGAGGAAAACACUCCAAAAAUAACUUGGGGUAAAAUACAAGAUACAGUGACCAAAAUGGUCUACAGAGAAGUAGCUCAAUUGAUGCAGAAGCCAGCAAGGGCGGCAAGCAGCCCAAUUGACGACAACCAUAACACAUUUCCCAAUAAAAUAUUGUUUAGAGAUGAAAGCUUAGACUCGCCAGCUAUAGAGAACCCACUUCAUGAUUUAGCCCAAAAAGACUUUUCUUUCAAAAUUCCCUUAAAACCAGCACCACAAGUAAAAACGCAAAACGAUAUAUCCAGAAAUUCAGUAAGAAGAAGCAGUCGAUUAGCUUUAAAGCAUCAAGCCAACCAAUCAGUUGAUUUAAUGAAAUCCGACUGGUGGUUUGAUUCCGUUAUAACAAGUUCAAAACGUAAAAAAACUGAAGAUGACGCGAUGACAGAGGUGAUGCAGAAUACGCCAAUCUUCAACAACGGCAAUGACCAUAAAACGAACACGGGAACUCGACGAAAAUCGAUGAGACUCAAGGCUCAGAAAUGUAAUGAAAAAUAUCUAAACACACCUCAGGCAAAUCGCGGGUCGAAAAAUCCUAGAAGCAUAGAAAGUCCGCACACGUCGCAUUCAAAAAUGGUGUUAAAGUUGCUCAACCACGGAACCCAAAAGAGCUUGGUGGAGAAACUGCAAUCCGUUGGGCUGAAGACUGCAGAGCAAAUUCUGACGUUUAGAGUGUUGCGUGGCGGUUUUAGUAAAAUUGAUGAUCUUCUCAAAAUGCCUGACUGGGGACCACAGAAGUAUGAGCGAUUUUUGAGGCUAAACUUUUUAAAGAAAACCUAAUACAAAUUUAUUUUACGCUUACCAGAUACCAAAUAUAAGUACAUUGUUUGAUUGAUAUGUCAAUAUAUAAGUAAUAUGUCUGUA